Molecule: messenger RNA, 1359 nt
Organism: Talaromyces rugulosus
Lineage: Eukaryota; Fungi; Ascomycota; Eurotiomycetes; Eurotiales; Trichocomaceae
Exons: 4
Coding region: 1-1359 (452 amino acids)
Biological process (GO): amino acid catabolic process; carbohydrate catabolic process
Molecular function (GO): L-fuconate dehydratase activity; magnesium ion binding
Source: RefSeq, a predicted model, not a curated record
AUGGUCAAGAUCACCAGCUUCGUGACGAGAGACGUGAGGUUUCCGACCUCCCUCGAUAAAACUGGCUCUGAUGCUAUGAACGCCGCUGGCGACUAUUCCUCGGCCUACUGCAUCAUUAAGACAGACUCGGAACACGAGGGUCAUGGAAUGACAUUCACAAUCGGACGCGGUAACGAAAUCGUCUGUUCGGCCAUCGGUCUUGUUGCCCCUCUCGUGGUGGGCAAGGAUCUUGACGAAAUCACCGCGGACUGGGGAAAGACAUGGCGCUAUCUCGUCUCCGACAGCCAGCUCCGCUGGAUCGGGCCCGAAAAAGGAGUCAUCCAUCUUGCGCUGGGCGCCGUGGUCAACGGUCUCUGGGAUCUCUGGGCCAAGGUACUCAACAAGCCCGUCUGGAGGAUUGUUGCCGACAUGACGCCGGAGGAAGUGGUUCGAUGCAUCGAUUUCAGAUACAUCACCGACGCUCUCACCCCGGAAGAAGCCAUUGCGCUGUUGAAGGAGGUUGAGCCGACGAAACAAGACCGUAUCAAGGAUGCUGAGCAGAACAAAGCUGUGCCUGCCUACACCACGAGUGCUGGGUGGUUGGGAUACUCGGAGGAGAAGCUCAAGGCUUUGUUGGCUCAGAGUGUCAAGGAUGGCUUCAAGCACUUUAAGCUCAAGGUUGGCGGUAGCUUGGAGGACGACAAGCGUCGGCUGGCUAUUGCUCGUGAAGCUAUCGGUUAUGACAAGGGUAACGUGUUGAUGGUGGAUGCCAACCAGGUCUGGUCAGUUCCGGAGGCUAUUACAUAUAUGAACGAGCUGGCCCAGUUCAAACCCUGGUUCAUUGAGGAACCCACGUCUCCCGACGACGUUCUCGGCCACGCUGCCAUUCGCAAAGCGCUUUCCAACACCCCAUACGGCCCUAUUGGCGUUGCCACGGGCGAAAUGUGCCAGAACCGAGUCAUGUUCAAACAAUUCCUGCAAGCUGGCGCCCUCACCGUUCUGCAGGCUGACGCAUGCCGUGUUGGCGGCGUCAACGAAUGCCUAGCAAUCCUGCUGCUUGCUCGCAAGUUCGGUGUCCCCAUUGUCCCGCACUCUGGCGGUGUCGGUCUGCCAGAGUACACACAGCAUCUGAGCACGAUCGAUUAUGUUGUUGUGAGCGGGAAAAGGAGUCUUUUGGAGUAUGUCGACCACUUGCAUGAGCAUUUUGAGCAUCCGGCUAGUGUCAAGGAUGGGUAUAUUGUUACGCCGACGGAGCCGGGUUAUAGCGUGCAGAUGAAGCCUCAUAGCAUGGACCAGUACUCGUUCCCCGGCGAGGCUGGAAAGAGCUGGUGGACGUCGGAGGAGGCUAAAAUUAUUCUGGACGGUCCGCGAGUUGUUUAG